AUGAUUUUCAAUCAAUUAAUAUUUUUUCUUUUAUUCAUACUUAUUUUAAAUACUGUUACAGCUCGAUUACAACAUCCAUUUAAACAAUGUUCACCAAGAAGUACUGGUGAAAUUGUUAAAGCUUCCGUCAAUGCUCCAUGUGGCAAUGAAUAUUGCACAUUUUACAAAGGCACUGAUGCUCGUCUUGAAUUUACAUUUAAAUUACGAAAGAAAGCUCAUAAAGUACGAGCUAAAGUAAUGGCAACAAUUGGUACAGUUGAUCAUGAUUUUGCUUUACCAAAUCAUGAUGUUUGUCAACAACUUGGUUGUCCACUUCAAGCUGAUACUGCUUAUUCAUAUCAUAAUAGCAUGUUUGUUAGUCCAACAUAUCCAUCUGUUAAAGUCAAUCAAAUGCGAUACUAUUUAAUCGAUGGUAAAGGACGUGAGCUUGCCUGUGUCUCAUUACCCGUAAUGAUUACUGAAAAAGACUCGAAACAAUAA
This is a messenger RNA of Rotaria sp. Silwood1, 480 nucleotides long. NCBI's taxonomy places the organism in Eukaryota, Metazoa, Rotifera, Eurotatoria, Philodinida, Philodinidae. The record is from the annotation of a GenBank genome assembly.